Meleagris gallopavo (turkey) is the source of this 704-nucleotide messenger RNA. NCBI's taxonomy places the organism in Eukaryota, Metazoa, Chordata, Aves, Galliformes, Phasianidae. The record is from RefSeq and is a predicted model, not a curated record.
GAGUGGUUGAAGGAUAGAACGUUUGGCCCGAAUUCCAGUGGAAGCAGCCCUCUGGAAAGAAGAGCUCUGAAGUCAUGGCGGAGAAACCUAAGCUUCACUAUACCAGAGGAAGGGGGAAGAUGGAGUCAAUCCGGUGGCUGUUAGCAGCAGCUGGGGUUGAAUUUGAGGAAGAAUUUAUAGAAAAAGAAGACCUAGAAAAAUUACGCAAUGAUGGAUCCCUGUUGUUCCAGCAAGUGCCCAUGGUGGAAAUCGAUGGGAUGAAGAUGGUGCAGACUAGAGCCAUCCUCUGCUACAUAGCAGGGAAAUACAAUCUCUAUGGGAAAGAUCUGAAGGAGAGAGCCUGGAUUGAUAUGUAUGUGGAGGGAACAACAGACCUGAUGGGAAUGAUCAUGGCUCUCCCUUUUCAAGCAGCCGAUGUGAAAGAAAAGAAUAUUGCCUUAAUCACUGAACGAGCUACAACCAGAUACUUUCCUGUUUAUGAAAAGGCCUUAAAAGACCAUGGUCAGGAUUAUCUUGUUGGCAACAAGCUAAGCUGGGCAGACAUCCACCUGCUGGAAGCCAUUUUAAUGACAGAAGAACUUAAGUCUGAUAUACUCUCUGCAUUCCCUCUGCUACAGGUUAGUGAUCAUCUGAUCUCAGCAUGGAAUGUAACAUACACAUUUCACUGCCCAGCUUUAAAAGCUCAUUGAUGUUUAAAAGUCUUU